Molecule: messenger RNA, 2697 nt
Organism: Stereum hirsutum FP-91666 SS1
Lineage: Eukaryota; Fungi; Basidiomycota; Agaricomycetes; Russulales; Stereaceae
Exons: 11
Coding region: 172-990 (272 amino acids)
Source: RefSeq, a predicted model, not a curated record
GGCCAACAUGGCGUGACAGCUACAAAUAUAUCUGCCAUUUUGCAGCCCGACACCUCUGCUAUCGCGGUACCUCACAUUCGCCUCCCGACGGCAACCUAAGAUUGACGCUUUUCAUCACCAAAGCCGACUCCAACUGCUCCUACUACUAGCUCAGACCGCUCAUAACUUGCAAUGGAUAUUCAAGGUGCAGAUGUCAUCGUCCGGUCCUCUGACAACGUCGAUUUUCGUGUGCAGGGAGCUGCACUGUCGUUGUUCUCUCCAGUUUUUGCCGAUAUACUGUCCAUCCCGCAGCCAGAGAGUUCCAAUGGUGAACUUCCCGUCGUUUCCGUGUCAGAGGAUCGAGAAUUAUCUCUAGUUUUCCUGAGACUUCGUAUUGCCCACUACCCCUUAGCCCGACUGGAGAACAUCCUCCAGGUCUUGGAGAAGUACGGUGUUACUCGAGUCCCGAUCGAAAUCAUCGAACAAUUCACUACACAUAUCGACACACAACCCGUUCACACUUGCGCUAUUGCUUGCCGGUACUCUCUGUAUGAUGUCGCCAACCAGGCAGCCAGGGCCACCUUCAAGAAUGAAGCUCUCUAUGUCACCGAUCUCAAACCAGACUACCUCAGUUUGAUGGGAAUCAACCAAUACCAACACCUUGUUCAUUAUCGCCUCCAGGCUAGCAAAGUCGCAGCCGACGCGGUCGAAACAUUCCCAACUUUCGACGACGUGGAUACCAUCAAUAACUCUAUGCAAGUUUACAUUCCCGGAUCUCGAGCGAGCCGCGAGUCUUGCGACUGCUCCGAGCGCAUGUCGGGUUGGAGCUACGAGGAACUCAACCACGAGGAACUUCCGAUAUACAUAGUGCCAUGGCUACAGGUGCUGAAGAGAGAUCUCGAGUCUGCAUUGCAGAUUUGGUCAGAUGUGGACACCGUCACUGCAGAUGGAAAGCUGGUCAUGGAGGCCGUGAAGAUGCCCCUACCUUUCCAAGCUGCAACGGAACCCUGAUCAACCAGUGGUCUCGGAGAAUAGUUGGGGGAUUUUAAUUCCUUAUUUCCGAGCGCGUUGUAUUCGUGCUUUUGUCUUUGUUGGAAUUGCAUACUUUUGUCUACGAGAUCACCGCGGUUCACGGACCUAUUGUAUUGUGGUCUCGCUCCUAUCGCUCGCACAAUGCUAUCCUCCCGCUUCAACAACCUGCAUUUCACUUCUGCUGUACCCCGCCACACCAGCCUUAUCAACGCCACACACGUCUUCUGGAGCACAUGCGCCUGUAAGGCUGUAUGGGACACUCAUUCGUACCACUUACGCCCUUCGCAUGCAACCAAACUGAACGUUGCCCAACAUCGUCCCGCACCUCUCGCAGUAUUCCUCGAGAGCAUGUGUUCGCCUUUCAACUUCUGAAGAGUCGAUUUCUGAACACGUAUAGGUAGGUAUUGUGCUGAAUCAGCCAGGAGUGGGCGCAACGUUGCCUUACAUCAAGCUCUGCGUCGGAUCUUAUCACCUUACAGCGCUUCGGACUCUUCAUACAGUGAUUCAAUGAACUUAAGAACCCCAGUCUCCUUUCGACGCCGAAGCGUGGAUUCCUAGCGGUGGCGGCAGGCCUUGUCGCCUUGACUCAUCAGAGUCUUGAUCUCAUGUCCGGAAAAUCCUCCUUGUUAUAUCCAUAUAAAGUUCAACGUUGUUGCUCCAGCAGGUUGUGCAGGAGGUUUCGGUCAUAAUAUACUUGACGCAGUGAUUGCCGCGGACAGACAUUCCAUAAUACUCCUCUCCCGCACCCCAAAACCCGACCUCACUGCCCAAGGCAUCGACGUUCGUCCCGUCGGGUCUUACACCGACCACGCCCUCCUCGUCUCAGCUCUUCAAGGCGUGCACACGGUGAUUUCGUGCAUUACCAGCUCUGACGAUGGGUUCGAAAAGGCGCAGAUUAAUUUAUUGGACGCGGCGAAGGAAGCUGGUUGUAAGAGGUUUGCACCGUCGGAAUUUGCUAUGAAGAUAAAUGACGGUGGUAUUGAGCUGUAUAAGCCCAAGAUAAAGGUAUGGGAGGCAUGUGAGGCUUCCGGGUUGGAGUAUACUCGUUUCGCGUGUGGCAUCUUCAUGAAUACCAUGGUCGCUGGUACACCUCACAACGAAACUGAAGCCCUCUCUGGCCUUCGUCCUUGGCAAUUUGUCAUCAAUAUCCGUGCCGGAACCGCAGACAUUCCCGGCUCCCGCGAUAGUCCUCCCAGGGUCACCUAUAUCUCGGCUCAAGACUGCGGGAGGUUCGUCGCUGCUGCUCUUGAUAUACAGGAGAAAUGGUGGUCUGAGAUGGGCCAUAUGGUUGGAGAGACGACGACGUAUGAGGAUAUAGUCGAGUCAGCGGAGAGGAUUACGGGGCGGACGUUUUUGAGGAGGUAUGUUGGGAGGAACGAAUUGGAGGUGCUGGCGAAGGAUCACAGCAAGAGGUUUUAUAAUAAGGUUCGACUGGCGAUCGUGGAUGGGAAGGCGGACAUCGAGCCGAUGUUGAACGGACUUUGCCCUCACAUCAAGCCAGAUAGUGUGGAACAGUAUCUAUGAAGAUAUUGGCAGGGUGUCGAGUCACCUGAGCCGGCGUGGGCGGAAGAUUAUAUCGUGGCUGUUUGAGAGAGGACUACUCAUUGAAUGUCAGCAUGAUGUGGCGUGCUGGCCGGUUUGUCAUGUAGUGGCGAAUAUUUCGCUUGUGGACUAUGGAAGAAUGCC